AUGUCUUUGGUUGCUGAUUAUCAAAGCGACUCUUCUGAGAAUGAAGAUUCUCCCUCACCACCUCCCCCUGAUACUUCAUCAAAAUCACAAUCAAGCUCCUUAUUAAACCUUCUUCCCCCACCCAAACAUUCCUCAAAAGAAACGAUAUCUUCCAAGCUGCAACCAUCAAAAAGUAACGCUUAUACUACACCAAGUCAAGCGUCUUCCAAAGGGAAACGGGAUGGGCCUGUAAAAAUAUUCGUUGAUCUGCCGAAAAUAUCAGAGGGCAAUGAGAGUGAAGAAGAGAGAGAAACAAAGAGGGUGAAGGUAGGAGGCGGGCUACUGGAUCUGCUGCCUGCUCCGAAGAAGGUUGCCAGCACUGGCGCUGUUAAGGCUAAUACGUAUUACAAGCAGCAUCACUUGUCUACUGACCAAUAUGCAUCUGACGACCACAGUGCGUAUGACGAGCCUGGUGUGUAUGGCGAGCCUGGUGCGUAUGGCGAGCCUGGUGUGUAUGACGAACGUAGUAGUAAUGCAUAUGGCACGUAUUAUUACGAUCAUAGCAUAUCAAACGAACGGGAGGAGGGACAGGAACAAACAGAGACCAAAAUUGAUAAUGAUGUGUUACAACAAUUGGGCGGAAGACGAGGGCGGGCAGGCCCAAUACAGAUAAAGGAGAUUAGUGCAGCUGAUCAGCUGGCUGACGCGUGGAAGUCUCAGGUUGCCGAUAUAUCAAAACCUGCUACAUCAACCGGCAGCUAUUCGCACUUGAAACCUACUAAAGGACAAAAGCGUAAGCAUAAUAUUAUGUAUCUAGCAUAUCAGUCCAAGUCAAUGGAGAAUGAUCUUAAAGAGCAAUUUGCUACAAAUCGUAAGACCAAGAGGGAAACUCAAGCAAAAUAUGGUAUAGUAUAUCCUGUAUGA
Paraglomus occultum is the source of this 903-nucleotide messenger RNA. NCBI's taxonomy places the organism in Eukaryota, Fungi, Glomeromycota, Glomeromycetes, Paraglomerales, Paraglomeraceae. The record is from the annotation of a GenBank genome assembly.